UUUCUGCUGGGAGGAGGCGGCUGUGGACGGAGGCGUCGGAGGUGGAGUCGGUGGAGUCGGAGGUGGGGGCCUCAGACUGCUGGCUGUUGGAUCUGAGUGGGACCUGAAGCUGCUGGAGGUGGAGGCGGAGCGCUCGACCUCCAUCUCUGCGCUCUGCGUCUCCGAAUGUCCCGCGGAGCGCCUGCUGCAGACGGUCCGGCGGCAGGACGACGGUGUGUGUGAGCUGCAGUCGGUACGCGUGUUGUCGUUUGCAGCCGGCCGCGGCUGCGUGCUGCUGAACCGUGAUUGGCUGCUGCAGCUGCGGUGGGCGCAGGCGGAGGCGGAGCUGCAGACGUUGUCCUGCUGCAACAUCCAGCUGACUGACGCCAACAGACACACAGCCGUGCACCACUGCGUCUGCAGGGAAACCCUGUUCAUCCUCUGCUCCACUGGACUCAUCUCUGUGUAUAACAUCUGUGACGGCCGUUUGCUGGCCAGCGUCGACCUCCCGGCGUACCUGACUUCUGUCCAGGCGGAGGACGACUUCGUCUCCUCCUUCCCUUCCUCCUCCUCCUCUUCUUCCUCCUCCCCUUCUUCCUCCUCCCUCCCUUCGUCUCCCUCCUUCUGCCUCCUCCAGGUGUCAGCUGAUCUCAGCACAGCUGUGGCCGUCACUCGGGCUCACGCCGCCGUCGCCGUCGACCUCGACCACUACUUCAGUUUGCACACGGACCACCUGCUGUGUGCCGCCCCCCCCUCCCGCCCCCCCCUGCGGCCCCAGCACCCGACAGACCAGGACAGCCUGUCGAGCUCCAACUGCAGCGUCGCCGCCCUCGGGUCCCCCUUCGGGACUGACCGCUCGUGGGAGGCUCGUCUGGCCUCCAUGUACCGCAGAGUCCAGCAGGCUGCUCCUCCCUCCUCCUCCUCCUCUUCCUCCUCCUCUUCCUCCCCCUCUCAGCCCGCCGGCUCCUCCUGGUCCUCCUCCCUCCCCCACCUGCGGCCCCCCCAGGCCCCGUCCACGUCCCGCAGCCGAGUGCCUCGCGGCGGGUCCUCCGUCUCCUUCUCUGCCCCCGAGUCGUCCGCUCCGUCUCUUCUCACCGUGUCCGAGUUCUCCGCCCAGCUCACCUUCGUCUCCCCCGGCAACAGACGGACCACAGUGGCCUUAUGGGAUUUUGAGUCCGGGAGGGUGAGCCACCACCAGGCGGAGGGCGAGGCAGCUCCGGUCCAGCGCUGCGGAGCGAGACAGCACAGGCUGCUGCUGAAGAAGGCUGGUGUGAUCCAGGUCUUGUUCUCAGUUUCCCAGCAGGACUUGCUCAGCAGGUUGAUGCUGUUUGGCAGCGCAGCGACAGUAGACGCAGUCUGUCACCUGAACAGCUGGGGGCGCUGCUCCAUCCCCAUCCACGCCCUGCAGGCUGGACUGAAGAACCGCCAGCUGGACACGGUGGACUUCUACCUGAAGAGUAAAGAAAACAUCCUGAGACCUGCAGCAGAUCAGCCAGCCGCCUCCACACUGACGGACAGUUUCCAGCAGCUGUGUCCUGCUCUGGACCUCCUGUGUUCGUCCGUCAGAGAAUCGAACAGCGAAGCUCAGAGCCGACAGUUCUCAGAACAGCUGCUCAACAUCACCCUGAGCUUCGUCAACACGCAGGUCCGCUCGGUCCUGUCCCCCAAAACCUGCGAAGACCCCGGCGUGCGGAGCUGCGUGGACGUGUUGGACCGCUACGUCACUGAGCUGCGGAGCUACAUGAAGAGGUACCCCUGGCCCGCGGGGGGGGACCCCCCCAGCACCGGUCCUGCUGAUGGUGGUCCGGAGGAGGCUCCGAGAGACGAGUGGGAGCAGCUGCCCACGGAGGAAGUGGUGCGUCAGUCCGUCCUGACCAAUCAGAUCGCCCGGGCUCAGGCCGUCCUGCGGCGGCGGGGGCGUCCGGAGCAGCGCCUGUCGGCUCUGAGGAUGGAGGGUCUGCGCCAGGUGUUCUCCUGCCUGCAGCGCCGGGACCUGCAGACCGCCAACACCCUGCUCGUCAACAUGGGUUUCAGUGUGAAGAAGCAGCUCCACAGUAUCUGCCUCUACACCGACGACCGGGACCUCCGGAGUUUGUGGUGGAGGCAAUGUCGGCACGGAGUUACUUUCCCGAAGAGGAGCUGCAGAGCGUGGCGUUCAUCAGGGAGCUGGAGAGGCUGGGCUCUCUGCCGGCGUCCCGCCGCGCCGCUAACGCCAGAUCACACAGCGGGGUACAGAUGGAGCGUAGGGAGGCAGCAGCCGGUCUGGGUGAGGAGGUUCUGGAGACGCUGGCGGGGCAGAGGACGUCCCAGGGGGACGAGGGACUCUGGAGGACCGUCACUGGACUGGGUGAGGAACUGGGACCAGAGCUGCCAGACCGCCGUCCUGCUGUCCAGACUACCGCACACAGAGGUGACUUCCUGUGACUCGGCGUUGCUAUGGCGUUACCUGACGGCGCUCCACGACCAGCAGCGCGUGGUGGACUGGAUCCAGAGCGGAGGGGGGUCCGGCGUCUCCCGGUGGCCCGAGUUAACCCCUGAGCUAGUCAACAGCAACACGGCCUGCAGCAGCUACUUGAGGGAGCAGAUCCUGGACCUGCUGGCCAGGAGAGGUGUGUUCGUCCCUGAGGAGCUAUCCGACCUGGAGCAGCUGCUGUGGAGACUGGCUCAGGGUGGGGGGGUGAUGUCUCGCCCCCCUCCCGUCCCCCAGUUCCGCUCCCCCCUCGGCCUGGACCUCCACAGCCUCUUCAUCUCCUUCUGCCUGGAGCGCGGCCUGCAGUACCUGGUCUACACCUACCUGGAGCACUACAGGUCUGUCUGGGGACAGGAA
Messenger RNA from Etheostoma spectabile (orangethroat darter), 2806 nucleotides. RefSeq names its product SPG11 vesicle trafficking associated, spatacsin (gene spg11). Gene Ontology annotation, biological process: chemical synaptic transmission; axo-dendritic transport; synaptic vesicle transport. Gene Ontology annotation, cellular component: axon; dendrite; synapse. The record is from RefSeq and is a predicted model, not a curated record. NCBI's taxonomy places the organism in Eukaryota, Metazoa, Chordata, Actinopteri, Perciformes, Percidae.